This is a messenger RNA of Suillus paluster, 651 nucleotides long. RefSeq lists its product as uncharacterized. Lineage: Eukaryota; Fungi; Basidiomycota; Agaricomycetes; Boletales; Suillaceae. The coding region runs from base 1 to 651 and encodes 216 amino acids. The record is from RefSeq and is a predicted model, not a curated record. The transcript is spliced from 2 exons.
AUGCCUGCACUACCAACUGCUUUGCCCCAAUUUCCGUCUCGCAUGCUAAAUCAGAAUCCGUGGUCUGCAAAUAUUCGCACUGCCCACGAUACUUUGUCAGAUAUUUACCGACGCGCCCAUCGUAUUCUUAGUCAAGAAGAUGCCGACCCAAUCCAGCUCACAUUUCAUAUAGAUGCUGUAUCAGGGGAUGCUAUCCCAUUGCUUGAAGCCCUCGCACGCGACCCUCAAGGACAUGAGAUGCAAGAUUGGCUCUCUCAUACAGCACAUUUGCUGGGAGAUCUCUUCGUGCUUUUGUCGUCAUUUCAGUACAAUAUGCAGAAUCGCAUGGAUGAAAAUGUCGUGUUUCCGGAACCAGUGGCCUUGUUGCACACAGGGCGUCCAGGGCGUCCAAAAAAAAUGAUCGAUGUUGGAUUCCUCACCGAAGCAGUCUCGACUUCCCGACAAAUCAAACUUACUGAGCUUUCUGAAAUGCUCGGAGUCCACAGGAACACAUUACGACGUUAUAUGAAGCGCUAUGGAGUUGAAAGAAAAUACUCGAACCUUACUAACAUCGACCUUGAUCUUCUCAUCACCGAGUUCAAGAAAAAGCGGCCUGAUUCAGGUAUAAGGUGCAUCAUUGGUUUUCUCCGCAGGCAUGGACUGCGAGUGUAG